AGACGCAGCGCGAGACGAACCGCGUCUCAAGACUUCUCGUUUCUGUGACUAUUUAUUUUUUCAAAAAAUUAAGGAUAAAUUAUUUUUCUCUUCGUGCCUAAUUUUUAUUUUAUAGAUAUAUAACCUCCACAGAAACAGGUCCUCCUGACAUCGCCACCAUGACUUGGGGGGCACUCUACGCUCAGCUGGGCGGUGUCAACAAACACUCCACCAGUCUCGGAAAGAUCUGGCUGUCCGUCCUCUUCAUCUUCCGCAUCACCAUCCUGGUUCUGGCCGCUGAGAGCGUCUGGGGGGACGAGCAAUCGGACUUCACCUGCAACACGCAGCAGCCCGGCUGCAAAAACGUCUGCUACGACCACUUCUUCCCUGUGUCGCACAUCCGCCUGUGGUGCCUGCAGCUGAUCUUCGUGUCCACGCCGGCCCUGCUGGUGGCCAUGCACGUCGCCUACAGGAAUCGUGGGGACAAGAGGACCAUGCUGGCCUCCAACGGCACUGAGAAGACGACGGUUAGCGACCUGGAGACGCUGAAGAAGAGGCGCCUGCCCAUCACAGGCUCGCUGUGGUGGACCUACACCUGCAGCCUCUUCUUCCGCCUCAUCUUUGAGGGCGGCUUCAUGUACGCGCUCUACUUCGUCUACGGCGGCUUCCAGAUGCCACGGCUGGUGAAGUGCGAGCAGUGGCCCUGCCCAAACAAGGUGGAUUGCUUCAUCUCCCGGCCCACGGAGAAGACCAUCUUCACCAUCUUCAUGGUGUCGUCGUCCACCAUCUGCAUGGUGCUGAACGUGGCCGAGCUGGGCUACCUCGUCGUCAAGGCAAUGCUGAGGUGCUCGGCCAGGUCGAACAAGAGGAAACACCCGUACACCCACUCGGACAGCGCGCUGCUGGACAACAGCCAUCUACAGAACGUGAAGAACGAGCUGCUGCUGACCACUGACUCGCACUCGACCACCAAGAUGUGUUGAAGGACAGGCAUCCGUGGUGGAGGGGGGGCGGUAACCCCUCCCCCCAUGUCAUAGCCACACUGUGUGUUUAGUAAUCAGGCUCUAAAUGAAAACAUCCUCCAGAACCUUUAA
Messenger RNA from Cyclopterus lumpus (lumpfish), 1073 nucleotides. RefSeq names its product connexin 30.3 (gene cx30.3). The transcript has 2 exons. Gene Ontology annotation, biological process: cell communication. Lineage: Eukaryota; Metazoa; Chordata; Actinopteri; Perciformes; Cyclopteridae. The coding region runs from base 159 to 962 and encodes 267 amino acids. Gene Ontology annotation, cellular component: connexin complex. The record is from RefSeq and is a predicted model, not a curated record.